Daucus carota subsp. sativus is the source of this 683-nucleotide messenger RNA. Its product is annotated as stress enhanced protein 1, chloroplastic. The coding region runs from base 117 to 551 and encodes 144 amino acids. The transcript has 4 exons. The record is from RefSeq and is a predicted model, not a curated record. NCBI's taxonomy places the organism in Eukaryota, Viridiplantae, Streptophyta, Magnoliopsida, Apiales, Apiaceae.
GAUACGAAGGAUAGGCAUUGAGAGGUGAGAGAUGCAACAUAAGAAAAGCUUCACUAACCUUUCCCAUUUCAGAAUCUACUUAAAAUCUUUUUUCCAACUCCAACGAAAAUAAGAAAAUGGCAGCUCUCUCUCAAAUAUCUUCAUCUCUCUGCACUUCACUUCCGGAUGUUUGUGUUUUGAAUGCAUCAAGAAUUCAUCCAGUUUGUAGGAUACCCAUUUCGAAUAUUGCUCGAAUUGGAACCUCAUUUGCCUCUGGUUCUCCACUUUUGAUUCAAGGAACUUCGCGACAAAGGACACUUAAACAGAAAUCAGGAGUUAUUUCUAUAAGAUGUGAGCAAGGAACCAAAGAAGCUGGUGGCUUAGAUAUAUGGCUUGGACGGUUUGCAAUGAUUGGGUUUGCUGUGGCUAUCACUGUUGAAGUAUCAACUGGCAAAGGACUUCUAGAGAAUUUCGGGCUCACUUCGCCAUUGCCAACAGUGGCUUUGGGUGUAACAGCACUUAUUGGCGUAUUAACAGCCAUUUUCAUCUUUCAAUCCUCAACUGAUAAGUGAUUAGUUGCGGUAUUCCUGAUGUGCUAUCACAACAACUGAUCUUGAGUGAAAUGUAAUUUAUUAUCCCCGUUUCUUUAUCAGAUUAUAUUACAGGAGUUUUGUUAUAAUAACAGUUUCCUUGUUUUCUAGUCA